AUGUGUAAUCCAACUAAGAAGACAUUGAAAACCCCCAAAUAUCUGGUCUUUCUCUUUGUCACUGGUAUUGUUAUCAUUACGUUCACGUUCACAUAUACCAAUCUCGAUGUACCUUCUCUGUUGUUUUCUAAAAGGGUGGAAAAAGUUCCUGAACAGCAGAAAAAUAGUGACACUUCCGUUCCAUUUGAUGCUAGUAGGGAAGCAACAUCCCAGCAGGACAAUGCAGAAAGUGAUAUCGAGCUAGAAAACCAGUAUCUGAAGGCGUUGAUAGAACAGGAAAAGCAAGACGAAAGGGCCUUUGAGCUAGAGAACGAGAAGUUAUUAGAACAACUGCAAGAAACAAAGAAAGAGGUAAAUAGGCUAAGGGACAACCGUGCCAGAAGGAGGCCAAUGAUGCACGAUGCAGGUAACCCUAAAGAAUCAAAGCUCGAGUUUGAACUAUUGACUAAACUUAAGGUUGACGACAGUGAUGAACACCAGUUCAACCCCAUGUACCAUCAAGAAUGGAAUUCACACAAAAAACAGGUGAUGGAAUUCAUCUAUGAAGAUUCUCUGAACGAUACGUUAUUACCGGAACGUUCCGAGUACUUUACAAAUAUAUUCCAGUUGAUCUUAGCCAACAAGCCGAACAUCAGGCCUUUGUCACACUACAUGAACGGUAGAAUAUCGAAUGCAGUGUACGCAAACAGGCAAACGACCCCAUGCUUGACCGUCGACGAGUUGAGCAGCCAUCUCAUCCUGGAGGACAGUGACGUGCAGGCGUUACAGGACACCCACCACCGGUUUGUCCGCACGUUGUCCAGCAUAUACCCAAACGACAUCUACGAGCCGGGCACACGGGGAAUAGUGUAUGUCGGUGGCAAGGAGUCCUCGUGGUCAAUCAUGCUAUCCAUCAUGAACAUCCGGGACAGCGGGUGUAACCUUCCUGUCGAGGUGUUGAUACCUUCCUACCAUGAAUACAGCCUGGACAUGUGCAAGAACGUAUAUCCCCGCUACAACGCACGGUGCCUGUUCCUGCCGGGUUUGAUCAGCGGCAAGGUGAGACACCGCAACAAGAUACACAGGCACCAGUACAAGAGUGUGGCCUUGGCGCUGUCCAGUUUUGAGGAGGUGUUGCUGUUGGAUGCAGACAACUAUCUGCUGGACAACCCGGAGAAGCUGUUCUAUUCGAAGCCGUUCCAGGAGAACGGGAUGGUGACGUGGCCCGACCUGUGGAAACGGACCACACAUCCAAGGUUCUACACAAUCAUCGGGAAGGAAAUCACCACAGAUACCGAGAGACGGGUCUAUGGAUACACCGAAUACGGCCAGCGGUUUACCCAAGUGUGUGAGAAGGAGGAGGAUGUACCGCUACACCAGCUGGAGGGCACCAUGGCAGAUCCAAGCAGUGACUCGAGCCAGUUGCUGAUAUCGAAGCGGGAGCACAUUGGCACGAUCAUCUUGUCGAUGUACUACAACACAUAUGGACCCGAGUACUACUACCCGAUACUCUCGCAGGGCGCAUCGGGGCAGGGAGACAAGGAGACGUUUAUUGCGGCAGCACAUGCACUGGACAAGAAGUACUACACGGUGAAGAAGAUGCCGGAGUUUGUGGGUAGUCUGGUGCAGGAGAAGUGGAGAGCCAACGCAAUGGCCCAGUUUGAUGCAACGGAGGACUACGAGAUAGCAGAACGGUACCGGGACAGCACCGAGGAGGUGGCGGAGCAGCCAGCGGUGCUUCUUCUGCAUGUCAAGAGCAGGGAACUACAUCCGUGGAGAAAGUACCACGACGAACGGGUUCCUCACAAGGGGGACACGGGGAGAAGUCGUUUGUACGGAGACGAAUUCCCCAACGUUGCCAAGUACGACUUUGAGUUGGAGACAUGGCGAAACAUGGAGAAGUUGCUAUGCGAAGAUAAAAUAAGGUUCCAUGUGUUUGAACGAGAGGAAGUCUCCACGGAGGAAGCGUGUCGAGAGGUCCUUGAACAAAUCGCAUAUUUGGAAAUGACAACAAUGUAA
This is a messenger RNA of Pichia kudriavzevii, 1998 nucleotides long. RefSeq lists its product as uncharacterized. Gene Ontology annotation, biological process: mannan biosynthetic process. Gene Ontology annotation, cellular component: Golgi apparatus. Gene Ontology annotation, molecular function: alpha-1,2-mannosyltransferase activity. The record is from RefSeq and is a predicted model, not a curated record. Lineage: Eukaryota; Fungi; Ascomycota; Pichiomycetes; Pichiales; Pichiaceae. The transcript has a single exon. Bases 1 to 1998 code for a protein of 665 amino acids.